AUGCAGAAAAUGGAAAAACAUACUGUUGUACAACUUCGUCAGAUUGCAAAGGAAAAUGGUCUUCGUGGUUAUUCAAGACUUCGAAAAGCAGAACUUAUCAAUUUUAUAAAUCAGUCAAUACCAAACAAUAAGAAAGUGGUUUCAGAGAGACGUAAUUUACUCGAUGAUCCGAUUCCUGAACAUGAGAUUCCGGAGGAGCAGAAUAUAUUAAUACCGUCAAAACCAGCUUUGCUGGUAAAAAAGAUAGAUAAGGCUGUUGAUUGGGGGAAGAGGGAGGUAGAAGAUUGGGGUCAGUGGUUGAAGGAACAGGUUGAUGUACCACGAGUGGUGGUUGAUGACAAGUUGAAAGAUUUCAAAACACAUAUCGCUAAGCUUUACGAGAAAAGAGAUCAGUAUCGUUUCAAACUUGUUGAGAAAAAGUCUGCAUUGAAAGGGUUUGUAAAGAUGUACACAAUUGAUGGGGUGGGGGGUUAUGGACCGAUGGAUUUUCUGGAGGGUGUAAAACCGACCGUAAUAAAGUUUUUAUUAACGCAGAAGAAUAUCAAGGUGGAGUUCGUUCUGAAGUGUAAUAUGUCAAAGACAAAUAUUGUGACGGGUGAGACUGUGCUAGAGCUUGUAUAUUUUAAUUCAUCUUCCAAGAUUGUCUUUCAAGAUACUGAUCGAGAAGAACUUUAUCAAGAAUGUGUUGACAAAAUGAUGGAGAGUUUGGCUACGUUUACAAGAAAUGGAAGCGGUUGGUUUAUCCAUUCGGUUGAGGGUUUAGAUUCGCAUACGGCGAAAUACACUCCUUUGAAAGGUUCUUCAUACAUUAAGCUACCAAAAUUUCUCGCAGAUAAGAAGGCUAUCAUAAACAUAAAAAAUGAAGAUGAUGAAUGUUUCAAAUGGUGUGUGACAAGAGCGUUGAAUCCUGUAAAAAAGGACCAAGAGCGUAUCUCAAAGACAUUGAGAGAGCAGGCAAAGAAGCUUGUGUGGGAUGGGAUUAAGUUUCCGAUGGAGGUGACAAAAAUUCACCGCUUUGAAAAGUUGAAUCCGAGUCUUUCUAUCAACGUCUACAUGUAUGAAGGUGGGCUCAAACCCUUGAGAGUGAGUAAGGUUGAGAGCAGCAAGAUCCAUAUUGAUCUUCUUCUCAUCACUGAUCACUGCUUAGACAGUGAAGGUGAUGAAGGUGAAAAAAGUGAGAAAAAACAUUACUGUCUCAUCAAAUCUUUAAGUCGACUUGUAUCGAGUGACCUAUCAAAAGAUGGACAUAAAAAGUUUAUUUGCAAGAGAUGUCUUAAUUAUUUCGGUUAUCAGAAACUUCUUGACGUACACAGCGAACUUUGUCGAGAUCAUGAGGCUGUGAGAGAGAAGAAGCCGAAAGAGGGAACUUUUCUCUCUUUCAAAAACAACUAUAAAAAGAUGGACAUGCCGCUCGUCAUCUAUGCUGACUUUGAGUCAAUCAUCAAACCUUUGCACACAGUUCAACCGAAUCCUGAAGAGUGUUAUACCGAAAAGAAGCAGAAACAUAUCCCAGUGAGUUUUUGCUACUUUGUUAAAUGCUCUUUCGAUGACAAACAUUCAAAACUGGUUGAGUAUACAGCAAAGUCUGAAGAUGAAGAUGUUGCACAGAUAUUUGUUAACAUGCUUGAAGAAGAGGUUAAGACUAUUUACAAAAACCAUCCCAAAAAAGAGAUGAUCUUCACAGACAAUGAUGUUGAACUCUUUGAAAAUGCGAUGUGUUGUUGGUUGUGUGGAGAAGAUUUCAAGAUGGAAGAUGUAAAGGUUCGUGAUCAUUGCCAUUACACCGGUAAAUUUAGAGGAGCUGCGCAUAAUAGUUGCAACCUGAGAUUCCAACGACCAAAAUUUACUCCUGUCGUCUUUCACAAUUUGGCAAACUAUGACGCCCAUCUCUUCGUUAGAAAUCUCGGUGUUUCAGAAGGUGAUAUUAAUUGCAUUCCCAACAACGAAGAAAAAUACAUCAGCUUCACAAAGAGUGUUGUGGUUGACAAGUUUUUCAACAAAAAGAAAAAAGAAGAUGUUGUUGUCAAGAGAGAGUUGAGGUUCAUUGACAGCUUCAAAUUCAUGGCUUCCAGUCUUGACAAGCUUGUCAACAACCUCACCAAAAAGGAUGACUCUUUAGUGAAUACAGGAAGAUACUUUGAUGGAGAAAAGCUUGACUUAUUGAAGAGAAAGGGUGUCUAUCCUUACGAGUGGUUGAAUUCUAUCAACAAGCUUGAUGAGACUGAAUUUCCACCGAUUGAAGCUUUUUUCUCUGUUCUCAGUGGUAGUGGUAUAGCGGAAGCGGAAUAUAAUCAUGCAAAAGAGGUGUGGAAAACCUUUGAGAUGAAAACGAUGCGAGAUUAUCACAAUCUCUACAAUCAAAGUGAUGUUCUCUUGCUGUGUGACGUUUUUGAAAACUUUCGAAAGGUUUGCAAGGAGAACUAUGACCUCGACCCCUGUUGGUACUACACUGCACCAGGUUUGGCUUGGGAUGCAUGCCUCAAGAUGACUGAGAUAGAGCUUGAGUUGUUGAGUGAUCCAAACAUGUUGCAUAUGUUUGAAAAAGGCAUUCGCGGAGGGAUUUCGAUGAUUACAAAAAGAUAUGCAAAAGCAAACAACAAAUACAUGGGUGAAAAGUUUGAUAAAAGCAUACCUUCAAGUUUCAUCACAUAUCUUGACGCAAACAAUCUCUACGGCUGGGCGAUGAGUCAAAAUCUACCGACAGGUGGUUUUGAAUGGGUAGAUGAGAAAGACUUUGGGGGUUGGAAGAGUUUUCCCUGCAUUCUUGAGGUUGAUAUACUUCCCAUCAAAAAAGAGUUGUAUGAUUAUUUUAACGAUUAUCCUCCAGCUCCUGAAAAUCUGUUGAUUGGAAAAGUUCAUAAGUUGGUCUGUACCUUAAACGAAAAAAAGAGGUACAUCGUUCAUCACGAGACAUUGAAGCUUUACAUGAGUCUUGGAAUUGAGAUUGGAAAGAUUCACCGUAUCAUCAAGUUUAAAGAGAGUCCUUGGAUGAAAAAGUACAUCGAUUUAAAUACAGAGUUGAGAGCCAAGGCUGAUAACGAUUUCGAAAAAGACUUUUUCAAACUCAUGAACAUUUCUGUAUAUGGAAAGACGAUGGAAAAUAUUCGAAAACGAGUUGAUGUGAGACUUGUCAACUCAGAAGAUAAGGCAAAAAAAUUGGUAAAUAAGGUCAACUUCAAACACUGCACCAUAUUCUCUGAGAAUCUCUGUGCGGUAGAGAUGAGAAAGACGCAAAUUACCUUCAACAAACCUCUCUAUCUCGGAAUGUGUAUCCUCGAUCUCAGCAAGACUCUGAUGUAUGACUUUCAUUACAACUACAUCAAACCCAAGUACGGAGAUAGAGCAAAGCUUCUUUUCACUGAUACAGACAGUCUCUGCUAUGAGAUUCAGACUGAAGACUUUUACAAAGAUAUAAUUGAUGAUGUGGAUUGUUUGUUUGACACAAGCAACAUUUCAAAAGAUCACCCUUCUGGGAUACCAACCGGGGUAAACAAGAAAGUUAUUGGAAAGUUUAAGGAUGAGGCGGGUGGAAAAAUCAUUGAGGAGUUUGUUGGUCUGAGGGCAAAGCUUUAUUGCUAUAAGAUGUUUGAUAGUGGAGAAGAGAAAAAGAAGUGUAAGGGGGUGAAGACGGGAGUGGUAGAGCGUACCAUCAAUCUUGAUAAUUAUAAAAGAUGCUUGUUUGAUGGUAAAAAACAGCAUCGGAAAAUGAAUACCCUCAGAAGUCGAAAGCAUGAGAUGUUUAUGGAGGAGAUCAACAAACUCGCUCUAUCCGCUGAUGAUGACAAGCGAAUCAUUCUACCAGACAGAGUAGACACAUACCCAAUAGGUCGUUGA
Messenger RNA from Stylophora pistillata, 3834 nucleotides. RefSeq lists its product as uncharacterized. The record is from RefSeq and is a predicted model, not a curated record. Lineage: Eukaryota; Metazoa; Cnidaria; Anthozoa; Scleractinia; Pocilloporidae.